Mercurialis annua (annual mercury) is the source of this 712-nucleotide messenger RNA. Its product is annotated as 40S ribosomal protein S20-1. The record is from RefSeq and is a predicted model, not a curated record. The transcript has 4 exons. Gene Ontology annotation, biological process: translation. Gene Ontology annotation, molecular function: structural constituent of ribosome; RNA binding. Bases 134 to 508 code for a protein of 124 amino acids. Gene Ontology annotation, cellular component: ribosome; cytosolic small ribosomal subunit. NCBI's taxonomy places the organism in Eukaryota, Viridiplantae, Streptophyta, Magnoliopsida, Malpighiales, Euphorbiaceae.
AGCUCUCAGAUAUAUAACUCUAAAUCAAAAAUCUAUCAGUUCAUAGUUUUGAAGAGACGGUACACACAGAAGAAGCCGCACCCUCCCUCUCUUCUCACUCGUCUCUCAGAGAAAUUAAAAGCAGACAGACAAAAUGGCAGCUGCUUAUGGAGCAAUGAAGCCGGCGAAGGCUGGGCUGGAGGAUCCACAGGAGUCCAUUCAUAAGAUCAGAAUCACCCUCUCUUCCAAAAAUGUCAAAAAUCUUGAGAAGGUGUGCUCCGAUUUGGUUCGGGGAGCUAAAGAUAAGAGAUUGAGGGUCAAAGGACCAGUGAGGAUGCCUACCAAGGUUCUUCUCAUCACUACCAGGAAAUCCCCUUGUGGAGAAGGAACUAAUACCUUCGACAGAUUUGAGCUCCGCGUCCACAAGCGUGUUAUUGACCUGUUCAGUUCCCCUGAUGUGGUCAAGCAGAUCACCUCUAUUACUAUUGAACCUGGUGUUGAGGUUGAAGUGACAAUUGCCGACUCAUAGAUAUGGUGCUUUUUUUGUUGGGGAUUCUGUUUAUUUAGUUCUUUAGAAGACUUUGCUUGUUAUCUGUCGUAUUGGAACAUCUGUCUUUUUCCUUGUCUGGAUAAAUACUUGUAGGUUUAAUGCAGCAUGUGUUUUCCAUUCAUACUAUUCUGAAACUGAAAAUUAUGUUAAGCAGAGUGAAAAUUUUGUUUUAUCUUUUAUUUA